UUAUGCUAUUGCUUUCCUCCUGGCCGGCAUACAAUUAAGCAAGCAACAGGGACGCUGAAACAUCGUUGCAGUUCUAGUACUUCACAGAUUCUGGUCUCUCCGCUACUUCAUGGCUGUCCCUGCUGACGACAAGACGCUCAAUUUCCAAGAUGAGCUCUCUUUUCCAAUUCUGCUUGCGGCCCGAGUCAUCAAGUCCGCCCAAGAAGCAGAAUCCUCCAAGCAGGAAUGCUCCGACCUCGCCAUGCAAGUUGAACGCCUCUCCAAUAUGCUCCGCUCCACCGUCCGACUCGCCGCCGUCUCCACCCAUCCACUAUACGAGCGACCCGUCCGUCGGAUCGUCGCCGACGUGGCCAAGAAUCUUGAGCGAGCCCUCACUCUCAUCCGCAAGUGCAAGCACAGCGGGGUUCUCCGCCAGGUGUUCUCCAUCACCACCGCCGCCGACUUCCGGAAGGUCUCCAAUCUUUUGGAGUCUUCCAUCGGAGACAUGAAAUGGCUCUUAUCGAUAUUUGACUCGGACGGGACCAAUCUCUCGCUCCCUCCCAUCGCAAGCAACGACCCUAUUCUCGCCUGGGUCUGGUCCUACAUCGCCACCAUCCAGAUGGGCCAGCUCAAGGAUCGUACCGACGCCGCCAACGAGCUCGCUUCGCUGGCCCGCGACAACGACCGCAACAAGAAGAUGAUCGUGGAAGAGGGAGGGAUUGCCCCCUUGCUCAAACUCCUCAAGGAGGGCGCGUCCGCCGAGGCCCAAAUCGCUGCUGCCACCGCUCUCUCCAACAUCGCCACGGACAAGGAGAGGGUCAUUUCCAUUGUCCAGAACCCCGGGGUUCCGAUCAUUGUGCAUGUCCUUGGCGACUCGUCGACGAGGGUUCAGAUUCCGGUGGCGAAUCUGGUGGCGCGGAUGGCCGAACUGUUCCCGGAGGCGCAGGAGGAGUUUGCGCGGGAAAACGCGACGAGGCCGCUUGUGUCGACGCUGUCGAUGGGUGCGGUUCUGGAUGAUCCGAAGCUUCAUUUGGGUAAGACCACCUUCCACUCCCUUGUUCAAAUUAACAAAGAGUUAACUAAAAAUGGCAAAGCACCAUCAAUAAACGAUCAUAAUAAUUCGUCAUCAUUGUUCGGUCGCUCUCACUCGAGUUCUACUCACUACGAUGGGAGUAGCAGAGGCGGGCAUUAUAAUAGGAAGGAGAGGGAGUGGGAGACGGAAUCACCCGAGGUGAAACUUAAGGUCAAGGUCAAUUGCGCCGAGGCUUUGUGGAAAUUGUCCAAAGGGAGUUUGGUAAAUAGCAAGAAAAUUGCGGAGACAAAAGGGUUGCUUUGCUUGGCGAAGAUUAUUGAGGUUGAGAGAGGAGAUUUGCAACUCAAUUGCUUGAUGACCGUGAUGGAGAUAGCGGCAGUGGCGGCAUCCAAUUCGGACCUCAGGCGAGCGGCUUUCAAGACUAACUCGCCACCUGCAAAAGCUGUAUUCGAUCAGCUUUUGAGGGUAACUCAAGAAGGGAGUAGUCCCAGAUUGCAAGUUCCUGCCAUCAGAGCAAUUGGGUAUUUGGCUCGGACUUUCCCUGCAAGCUGGGAGAGACGGAUAAUUAGGCCUUUGGUUGUGCAGCUUGGUAACAAUAAUGUGGACGUGGCAACGGAGGCUGCUAUUGCAUUGGGGAAAUUCGUGUCCCCAGAGAACUUCAAUUGUGUAGAGCAUUCGAAGGCGGUUAUAGAGUUUGAUGGGAUUCCACCCCUAAUGAAGUUGUUGGAAAUUCAAGAACAGGGGCCUCGUAUGCACGGAGUCGUGUUGUUGUGUUACCUUGCUUUGCACGUUAGCAACAACAAAGCUCUUGAACAAGCAGAGGCGUUGAAGGCUCUUGAGGAUGCUGCCCGUCCUGUUGUUGCUCAAAAUCCUGGUUUGAGGGAUCUGUUUGCCAAGGCCAUACACCAACUCACUGUUUAUCAGGAUGCAGCUUAUCCGCACAGGCAGCCUUCAGCAACUUAAAUGCCGGAGUCUUACUAGCCAGAACUAUUCCUCCAUGUGAGUGUCUUAGAUUGUAACAUACCAAGAACGGAUUGUUAUAAGGUAAACAAUAUUUGACCAUAGAGGAUCUGAUUGUGUUGAUUGGUUGAGUUUAGCUUUCGAGAGUGAACGUUUUAAUAUGUACCUGUAAUUGUUUGCACAUAACUUUGACAAAAUUUUAUUGUUGUAUUUCUGUGGAAUUAUCAA
Juglans microcarpa x Juglans regia is the source of this 2200-nucleotide messenger RNA. RefSeq lists its product as uncharacterized. Lineage: Eukaryota; Viridiplantae; Streptophyta; Magnoliopsida; Fagales; Juglandaceae. Gene Ontology annotation, biological process: cell surface receptor signaling pathway. Gene Ontology annotation, molecular function: protein binding. The record is from RefSeq and is a predicted model, not a curated record. Bases 110 to 1975 code for a protein of 621 amino acids. The transcript has a single exon.